AUGGCCACGGGCUAUGAUCGCGGAGCUCACUCCCAGGUUGUGCAGAACAGCCUUCAAGCAAGACUGGAUUCCAAGGAGAUCCCAAAGUGGGUUUGCGAAUGUGGCGCCGCCAACCUGUCGACCUGGAGUCACUGCACGAAAUGCGGCAAAGCUCCACGCGAGGACAGGGAGAUGAGGAUGCAGGCACGUGCAGUCCAAGGCCUCGGCCGAGGUGGAGGCUACUUCGAGCGCACCACCACCGCCGAGAAAAGGGACAGCGAGGACCUGAGAAAAGUCAAAGGCGGCCUGGACAUCUACGGUCGAACCCGCACCGGCGACAACUCUCCAAAACUCUCGCCCGCGCGGCAUCGUAGCCCUCCAGAAGGAGGACCACGCAACGGCCUCGAUGCAAUCGGAACGGUGCCUUCAAAGACAGAUCGACAGAAAGCCGCGCUGGAAAGAUUGCGCGCGCCAAAAAAGAAGCGAGAUGAGUUGUCUCCACCACGAACACGCGUCUACCGAGAAAAGUCAUCCAGAAGCCGAAGUCUUGAAAGACGUCGUGAGUCAAGAACUUGGCGAGGAAACUGA
Messenger RNA from Symbiodinium pilosum, 567 nucleotides. The record is from the annotation of a GenBank genome assembly. Lineage: Eukaryota; Dinophyceae; Suessiales; Symbiodiniaceae.